Saitoella complicata NRRL Y-17804 is the source of this 684-nucleotide messenger RNA. RefSeq names its product uridylate kinase. Lineage: Eukaryota; Fungi; Ascomycota; Saitoellomycetes; Saitoellales; Saitoellaceae. The transcript has a single exon. The record is from RefSeq and is a predicted model, not a curated record. Gene Ontology annotation, molecular function: UMP kinase activity; ATP binding. Gene Ontology annotation, cellular component: nucleus; cytoplasm. Bases 1 to 684 code for a protein of 227 amino acids. Gene Ontology annotation, biological process: UDP biosynthetic process; CDP biosynthetic process; 'de novo' pyrimidine nucleobase biosynthetic process.
AUGACCGCAGGUCCUCAGGCGUUCGCGACUGCGCAGCCGAUUAAGAAGGAGGAGGAGAAGUUGACGUCUACGUUUGAUCCGGAGCAUGUUACGGUUAUUUUCGUCCUUGGUGGACCUGGCGCUGGGAAGGGAACCCAGUGCGCGAAUUUGGUUCGGGAUUAUGGGUUUAAACACCUCUCUGCCGGAGACCUCCUCCGCGCUGAACAAGAACGCGAGGGAUCACAGUAUGGUGAGCUCAUCCGUACGCAUAUCAAGGAAGGUAAGAUCGUACCUAUGGAAGUCACGAUCAAGCUCCUCGAAAAAGCUAUGGGCGAGGCUGUGGUGAGGGGAUCAACACGCUUUCUCAUCGACGGGUUCCCCCGCAAGAUGGACCAAGCCGUCGCGUUCGAAAAGAGUGUUUGCCCGUCGAAAUUCACACUUUUCUUUACGUGCUCCGAAAGCACGAUGCUCUCUCGCCUCCUCCACCGCGGUGAGACAUCGGGCCGUGACGACGAUAACGUGGAGUCGAUCAAGAAGAGGUUCAGGACGUUCGUGGAGACGAGUAUGCCUGUUGUGCAGUAUUUUGAGGGGAAGGGGAAGGUGUUGAAGGUUAGUUGUGAGGAGAGUGUUGAGGCGGUUUAUGGGCAGGUUAGGACGAGGCUUGAGGAGGGGUUGAAGAAGAGAGGGGCGCCCAUUGCUAAAUAG